AUGUUCGGCCUCUCAUACUGGCUUCUGCCACUCAUCGCAGCCGCUUGCUGGCUGGGAACACUGCUCGGCAUGUUGGGCACCUGGAUUGCUAGAGGCUCACCACGCUACGUCAGCAUGGAGCCAGGUCAAACGAUCGCAUACAUCUCGGACAUUGGCGCAACAAACCUCCAGCCUCUCUUCAUAGCCGGAUCCGCUGUCUCUGUCGUCGUGUUCGACGUCUGCUUCGUCUCUGAACGCUGGCUGCGCCACAAGGGACGUCUUGCCCACAACACGUCCAUCACACAGAAGAUCUUGUCAGGCUUCGCUUGUGCCUUUGCUAUCAUUGGUGCAGUCGGUUUGAUCCUCUUGACCAUCCUGGAUACUGUAGACCACCCCAGAGCUCAUGACAUCUGUCUCGGUGUCUUCAUUAUUGGCUACAUCAUCUCGGCAAUCUUCGCUUGCGCUGAGUACCAGCGUCUGGGUAUUCACUUCCGCCAACACCGCAUCCUGCGCGCCUCCUUCUGGAUCAAGUUGACCUUCAUCUUUAUUGAGAUUGCCCUCGCAAUUGCCUUCGUUGCGCUCGGCCGUAAUGCUUCCAAGCGUAACACCGCCGCCAUCCUGGAAUGGGUCAUCUCACUCAUCUACAUUAUCUACCAAGCACACUACUCCAUGGACUUCUUCCCUGCCAUCCACAGCAAGGAU
Aureobasidium namibiae CBS 147.97 is the source of this 681-nucleotide messenger RNA. RefSeq lists its product as uncharacterized. The record is from RefSeq and is a predicted model, not a curated record. The transcript is spliced from 4 exons. Gene Ontology annotation, biological process: GPI anchor biosynthetic process. Gene Ontology annotation, cellular component: Golgi membrane; endoplasmic reticulum membrane. The annotation marks the transcript as partial. NCBI's taxonomy places the organism in Eukaryota, Fungi, Ascomycota, Dothideomycetes, Dothideales, Saccotheciaceae.